Dentiscutata heterogama is the source of this 436-nucleotide messenger RNA. The record is from the annotation of a GenBank genome assembly. Lineage: Eukaryota; Fungi; Glomeromycota; Glomeromycetes; Diversisporales; Gigasporaceae.
AUGCCUCGUAAAAAGAAUAGCGGAACUAGUGCCAAUGCACAUAAAAAAUCUAUUCCAUCUGCUACUAAUCCAUUAUCUGAACCAAAUGAAUCUACAAUUACUACAGGUAUAGUAAAUGUUACAGAACUUCAAGAACUUAUACGCCAAGGAGGUAUAAUAGAUAAAAUUCAUGAGGUUAUGUCAUAUGAUCGAGAAAGUAAUCCAUGGAUCGAUGAUUUUAUUAAUACCUCAAUGGAACUUGAAAAACUUAUAUUCCAGGCUAAUUAUUAUAAAAAUAAAAUAGAAGAUUAUGUAUUUGAGUUCCUCUCCCAAUUCAGAGAAAAUAAAAAGGAAUGGUUAACUCGUGAAGCGGUUGGGACAUUGCGUCAAGUAAUAACUUUGCAGAAAGUAAUGGAUUUACUCGAUAUAGCUGAAAAUAAAGGAUUCGAAAGUCCAG